Ostreococcus lucimarinus CCE9901 is the source of this 351-nucleotide messenger RNA. RefSeq lists its product with no specific name. Gene Ontology annotation, biological process: negative regulation of translation; negative regulation of ribosome biogenesis. NCBI's taxonomy places the organism in Eukaryota, Viridiplantae, Chlorophyta, Mamiellophyceae, Mamiellales, Bathycoccaceae. The annotation marks the transcript as partial. Gene Ontology annotation, molecular function: ribosomal large subunit binding. The transcript has a single exon. The record is from RefSeq and is a predicted model, not a curated record.
GAAGAAACCCAAGACGCGCAGGCUCGAAAGAUGGCGAUCGAAUUCGCCGUCAUCGCCGACGACACGCGCGCGGUCGAGGUGCAGGUGCUGUCGGUGGCGAAGAGCGUGUUCUACGCGCGAUACGUCGUGCUGGCGACGGCGUUCAAUCGACCGCAGAUGAACGCGUGCUGCGCGAAGAUGCGAGAACUGGCGAACGAGGCGUACGGGUUGACGGUGCCGAAGAGCGCGGCGCAGGUGGGGGAUUGGGCGUGUUUGGACUGCGCGGACGUCGUCGUGCACGUGUUUUCGCCGAAUUCGCGAACGCAUUACGAUUUGGACGGGUUGUAUAAGGGCGCGGAGCGCGUUGAGUUG